AUGAAUCAUGAAGGAGAUAUCGUCUUAAUAACCGGUGCUACUGCCGGAAUCGGUCAAGAACUUGCGCGACAAUUAGUCAGCGAAUUUCAGGACAGAAUCACCAUUUGCUUAGCUUGUAGAAAUAUAAAGAAAGCCAAUGCAACGAAAGAAAUGCUAAUGUCACUAUGCAGCACAGCAAAAGUUGAUAUUUUAACUUUAGUUACAAGCGAUGCGAAAUCUGUGAUAGCUGUAGCCGAAGAGAUUAAAAGAAGAUACAGUUACUUAAAUCACCUAUUUCUAAAUGCUGGCAUUAUGCCUAUAACACAGUUUGAUUGGUCCCAUUUCGUAAGCGGUUUCAGGUCCUUCAGCUCCUUCAUUAACAUGUUUACAACUGGCGAAGGCCUCAUUAUCCAGAAUGAUAGCGUUACAAACGAUGGCCUGCAAUCUGUCUUCGCAACCAAUUUGUUUGGCCAUUAUUUACUGAUUAGUGAGUUAGAAGACUACUUAGCAGCUAGCAACAAAAUGACUCAUAUUGUAUGGACUUCUUCCAGUGCUGCAAAUCGCGCUUCGUUUUCACUAGAUAAUAUGCAACACGUAAACGGGAAAGACCCAUAUGGUUCAUCGAAGCAUGCUAUCGAUUUAUUAAACGUUAGUCUAAAUGAGAAAUUGAAUUCUAAGGGUAUCUAUUCUCACGUAACUUGCCCUGGACUGGUAAUGACGAAUUUAACGUAUGGAAUUAUGUCCCCCAACUCUUGGUAUCUGCUCUAUCCUAUUAUCGCUCUUUUGAGAAUGUGCGUAUCCAAUCUGAACAUCACUGCUGCAAAUGGUUGUACAGCAUUGCUUCCAGUUGAAUCGACCGCUUCCAACAAUCUAAGAGAAAAAUUGGAUCAACUAAUAAAGGAAGUAAAAUCUAAAUUACGUGAAUAA
Molecule: messenger RNA, 906 nt
Organism: Trichoplax adhaerens
Lineage: Eukaryota; Metazoa; Placozoa; Uniplacotomia; Trichoplacea; Trichoplacidae
Exons: 9
Coding region: 1-906 (301 amino acids)
Biological process (GO): cholesterol biosynthetic process
Cellular component (GO): endoplasmic reticulum membrane
Molecular function (GO): 3-beta-hydroxysteroid 3-dehydrogenase (NADP+) activity
Source: RefSeq, a predicted model, not a curated record